GAUUAUUGAUUAUUUGCUUUAUUAUUUUUAUCGUUUCUUAAUUAUCUCUGAAAUACAAAAAUAUUUUUGUAUUUCAAAUUUUGGUGUUGUUUUCUGUAAAAACUUAUUUUGAAUUAUCGAAGAAACGUUAUUCAUUGUAGUUGUACAUCGAACCUAUUGUAGAGUACCUUACAUAAGAAUAUCUUUUUAUAAGAAUGCCAGGCACAGGUUGUAGUGUGGCUACUUGUAAAAAUAAUUUUUAUAAAAACAAGAAGUCUGCCGAUUCUGAUCAACAAUUAGCAUUUUUCACAUUUCCCAAAGAUCCAAAGUUAGAAAAAAUAUGGGUUAUGCGCUGUUGCAGUAAAGAUAAAAUAAAUAUAAAAUAUGCUAGAAUAUGUAGUAUUCAUUUUAAGAAGGAUGAUUUUGUGGAUGACAUGUAUGCUCGAAUAAUGGGAACUAGGCCUAAGUUGAAAUUAAAGGAUGGAGCAAUUCCAAGCAAAAACUUAAACUCUCAAGAUGUUACAAAACAAACAGAAUGUGAACCUACAGCAAAAAGAGAUAAAAGAGUAGCAAUGAAAACACAAACCCAUAUCAUUGAAGACUUAUUAGAGGUGCAUUCACAUAAAAGGAAAAAAACUAAUCUUGUAACCAUUGAUUUGUCUGAUGUAUCAGGUACAAGUAAAGAAUUGGAGGAAGAUAUUUUAAAACGAAAAUAUGAUGAGUUGCUUGAAGAAAACAAAAAACUAAAAGAGAAAUUAGAAAAAAGUGAACAAGACUUGCUUACUUAUAUGGGAGAAAAAGUUGAAAUUAAGUAUGAGUUUGUUGGAGAAGACUCAAGAUGUCUAAAAAGUCACCCAUCCACAUCCCUUGAUCAUGAAUACUUCAGGAAUGAACCAGAAGAUAAUUCAGUUAUGGUUGUAAAAGCUGAAAUUAAGGAAGAAUUUGUUGAAGGUACCCCAAGAUAUAUAAAAAGUGAGUUAUCUACAUCUCUAGAUUUGGAAGACUUGAAGCAUGAACCACAUGAAUAUAACUCAGGCACCAUUAAAGAUGGGAGCAUAUCGCAAACUAUAAAAGCUAUACCUCCACAUUUGUCUAAUUUAGAACAACUUUUGCUGAGCCCAUUUGUUGAAGAAAAAAUAUUAAGAUGUGAAAUUUGUUUUAAGCAACUUGCCAAUAGGAGUUUAUUAAAGGUACAUAUGAGAAUUCACACUGGAGAAAAGCCUUACAAGUGCGAAACUUGUUCUACCAAGUUUACUAGACCAGCUCAUUUGAAACGACAUAUAAGAUUGCACACUGGAGAAAGGCCUUAUAAGUGUGAAAUUUGUUUUAAGCAGUUUAGUACAGCAGGUAGCUUGAGAAGUCAUUUGAAAUUUCACAGUGGCGAAAAACCUUUCAAGUGUGAAAUUUGUUUUAAACAGUUCACACAAAAAUGUGAUUUGAAAUGUCAUAUCAGAUCGCACACUGGGGAAAAACCUUACAAGUGCGAAGUUUGUUUGAAGCAGUUUCAUGAUUCGAGAAAUUUAAUGAGGCAUUCGAGAUUGCACACUGGAGAAAAACCUUACAAGUGCGAAAUUUGUUGUAAAGACUUCACACAAGCAUAUCAGUUGAGACGUCACAUGAGAUCGCACACUGGGGAAAAACCUUACAAGUGCGAAAUUUGUUCUAAGCAGUUUACUACAGGAAGUAACUUAACAAGUCAUUCGAGAAUACACACUGGCGAAAAACCUUACAAGUGUGAAUUUUGUUUUAAGCAGUUUUCUCAGAUAAGUCAUUUGAAGAUUCAUUCGAGAGUGCACACUGGAGAAAGGCCUUACAAGUGCGAAAUUUGUUUUAAGCAAUUUAUUACAACAGGCAACUUGACAAAUCAUUUGAAAGUACACACUGGCAAAUAACCUAUAACUCUGAUUUGACUUAUAGGUUAUUUAUGACAUUUGAUUUAAACUACAUUUGAGAUCGCGUACUGAAGAAAAGUCUUAAAAGGUGGACAAACAGUGUCAAGCAAAUCACUGUUUGAAUAAGCACCGGGGUCGAUUAUUUUUUUUUCGAAAGAUUUAUAUUUGUUCUUGAAGGAAUAUGAAAGAUGAAGAAGCUCUGCCAGAAAAAGUUAAAACUUUUGUAUUAGAAAAACAAUAAAUUUGUUUAAAUAAUAAACGUGUUUAUUAUUUUCCUCAAAACUUACUACCUAAACCAUUGAAUUAUUUUUGUUGAUCU
Molecule: messenger RNA, 2190 nt
Organism: Diabrotica balteata
Lineage: Eukaryota; Metazoa; Arthropoda; Insecta; Coleoptera; Chrysomelidae
Source: the annotation of a GenBank genome assembly